AUGUUUAAGCUUUAUUUCUUCUUGUUUGUGGCGUGUUUGAAUUCGUGUAUCAACGGUUAUGAUGGAUCCCUGAUGGGAGGUAUCAAUGCUAUGACAACAUACCAAAAUUAUUUCAAUAUUGGAAAGACAGGUUCCAAUACUGGGCUUGUAUUCUCAGUAUACACAAUAGGGAACAUCGUUGGCUCCUUCUUCUGUGGGCCAUUUACAGAUUGGUGGGGUAGAAGAUGGGGUAUGUUUAUUGGCGGAGCCAUCAUCAUUGCGGGUACCUGUGUUCAAGCGCCUGCAACAAGUAGGGCUAUGUUUAUGGGUGGACGCUUCAUACUUGGGUUCGGCGUAGCCACUUGUGCUACUGCUGGGCCAUCUUAUGUGGCAGAGAUGGCUCACCCUGCCUGGCGUGGGACUCUGACGGGACUCUACAAUUCUUUUUGGUUUGUUGGUGGGAUCCCCGCUACUUGGACUUUAUAUGGAACUCAGCAAAUUGAGUCGGACCUUUCGUGGCGUCUGCCAGUAUGGUUCCAGGCAAUUGCUUCGGGUUUGGUGUUGUGCGGGUGUCUGUUUUGCCCCGAAACACCACGUUGGCUCGUAUCCAACGACCGCCAUGAAGAGGCAAUCCGUGUAAUGGCUAAGUACCACGGUGAAGGUGACCGCAACUCCCCCAUCGUGCUCCUCACCUACCGGGAAAUGAUCGAAGAGAUCGCCACCGAAGGUUCCGACAAGCGUUGGUGGGACUACAGCGACCUCGUCAAGACCCGUCCUGCAUGGUGGAGACUCUCAUGUGUCAUCGGCAUGGCCUUCUUCUCACAGUGGUCCGGCAACGGCGCCGUAUCCUACUUCAUGCCUGUUCUACUCGACCAGAUUGGCGUCAGCGAUGAGAGGUCACAACUCCUCUACAACGCCAUCCUGAACGUCAUCUCGUUCGUCAUGGCAACUAUCGGUGCCCGCUUUGUGGACCGCCUAGGUCGCAGGAACGUGCUGCUUAUAGGAACCUCCUUGUUUGUGCUCUGGUGGACCAUCAUCACGACGCUCACUGCGCUCUAUGGUGAGGAGACCAACAAGAACCAGUAUGGUUCUCGCUCGACAAUUGCGUUUAUUUAUAUUUUUGGCAUCACGUAUUCGUUUGCAUACACACCUCUACAGGCCUUGUAUCCGGUCGAGUGCCUAUCGUACGAGACCCGAGCAAAGGGGAUGGGACUUUAUAACUUGUUUGUGAAUAUUGCUGCUUUCUUCAACACUUAUGCUAUCCCGACGGUGUGGGAUAAGAUUAAGUGGAAGUUCUACUUUGUGUACAUCGCCUGGGACGUCUUUGAGGUGGUUUUCAUAUACUUCUUCUUUGUUGAAACCAAGGGCCGGACGCUAGAAGAGAUCAACGAGAUCUUCGACGCACCAUAUCCGAAACAGAAGUCUGUGCAAAAACACAUCGUUGUCAUCACGGACCGAGGUAUAUUAGACAAAGGACUUGAAGAAAACUACUGA
Morchella sextelata is the source of this 1473-nucleotide messenger RNA. RefSeq lists its product as uncharacterized. The record is from RefSeq and is a predicted model, not a curated record. Gene Ontology annotation, cellular component: membrane. The transcript is spliced from 5 exons. Gene Ontology annotation, molecular function: carbohydrate:proton symporter activity. Gene Ontology annotation, biological process: transmembrane transport; carbohydrate transport. Bases 1 to 1473 code for a protein of 490 amino acids. NCBI's taxonomy places the organism in Eukaryota, Fungi, Ascomycota, Pezizomycetes, Pezizales, Morchellaceae.